GCGUCCCGCCCCUCCACCUGGGGCUCGGCCCCGGCAGAUGUUACAACUUUUUCGAAUUCUCUCCCGCGGUGUCUCCUCAGACCCGCCCAACCCGUGCCUCCCUCCCCUUCCCCUCUGGGGUCCUGCCCACCGCCCCGCGGGGAGCCCGACUGUUCUCGGACUCCAGGCGGGGCGAGAGGCCGGGAAAGCAGAGGCGAGAGAAAUUAGGAGGCGGGAGAAAUCCAGGGCAAGAAGGAAGAGGAGAGUCAGAGGAUGGUGGGGAGCACGUUUUGGAAGCCGCCACGCCGCGUCUCCGGCUGUCCGGGCUGAGCUGGGGGAGAGGGGGCGAGGGCGGCGCAGGGCGGGCGCGCAGGUAGCGGGAGGCCGCUCCGCGCGGGCCUGACCUCCCCAGAGCGCCCCGCUGCGGCCGCGCACGUCCGGCCCCGCCGUCCGGCCGCCGGUCCCGGACCAGACUCUGGGCCGCCCCCGGGAGCGCUGAGCACUCUCGCAGCAUCCAGGCGGGCGGGCGGGCCGUGCGCCCUGGGCGCGCGAGGUGGUGAGGCCCCGGGAGCCCUGCGCGCCGGGACGCGCGGGCCGGCUUGGCGAUGCACGCCCUCAGCGGCUUCUCUCUGGUCAGCCUGCUCAGCUUCGGCUACCUGUCCUGGGACUGGGCCAAGCCGAGCCUCGUGGCCGACGGGCCCGGGGAGGCCGGCGAGCAGCCCUCGGCCCCUCCACCCCAGCCUCCCCACAUCAUCUUCAUCCUCACCGACGACCAGGGCUACCACGACGUGGGCUACCAUGGUUCGGAUAUCGAGACCCCUACGCUGGACCGGCUGGCGGCCGAGGGUGUCAAGUUGGAGAAUUAUUACAUCCAGCCCAUCUGCACGCCUUCGCGGAGCCAGCUCCUCACUGGCAGGUACCAGAUCCACACAGGGCUCCAGCAUUCCAUCAUCCGCCCACGGCAGCCCAACUGCCUGCCCCUGGACCAGGUGACACUGCCCCAGAAGCUGCAGGAGGCAGGUUACUCCACCCACAUGGUGGGCAAGUGGCACCUGGGCUUCUACCGGAAGGAGUGUUUACCCACCCGCCGGGGCUUUGACACCUUCCUGGGCUCGCUCACGGGCAACGUGGACUACUACACCUAUGACAACUGCGAUGGCCCGGGGGUGUGCGGCUUUGACCUGCACGAGGGCGAGAGCGUGGCCUGGGGGCUCAGCGGCCAGUACUCUACUAUGCUCUAUGCCCAGCGCGCCAGCCACAUCCUGGCCAGCCACAGCCCCCAGCGGCCCCUCUUCCUCUAUGUGGCCUUCCAGGCAGUGCACACACCCCUGCAGUCCCCCCGUGAGUACCUGUACCGCUACCGCACCAUGGGCAACGUGGCCCGGCGGAAGUACGCAGCCAUGGUGACCUGCAUGGAUGAGGCUGUGCACAACAUCACCGGGGCCCUCAAGCGCUAUGGCUUCUACAACAACAGCGUCAUCAUCUUCUCCAGUGAUAAUGGCGGCCAGACUUUCUCGGGGGGCAGCAACUGGCCGCUCCGAGGACGCAAGGGUACCUACUGGGAAGGCGGCGUGCGGGGCCUGGGCUUCGUGCAUAGCCCCCUGCUCAAGCGAAAGCGACGGACAAGCCGGGCCCUGGUGCACAUCACUGACUGGUACCCGACCCUGGUGGGUCUGGCAGGUGGCACCGCCUCAGCAGCCGACGGGCUAGAUGGCUAUGACGUAUGGCCAGCCAUCAGCGAGGGCCGCGCCUCGCCGCGCACGGAGAUCCUGCACAACAUCGACCCACUCUACAACCACGCCCGGCACGGCUCCCUGGAGGGCGGCUUCGGCAUCUGGAACACCGCCGUGCAGGCCGCCAUCCGCGUGGGCGAGUGGAAGCUGCUGACGGGAGACCCCGGCUAUGGCGAUUGGAUCCCGCCACAGACUCUGGCCGCCUUCCCUGGCAGCUGGUGGAACCUGGAGCGAAUGGCCAGUGUCCGCCAGGCCGUAUGGCUCUUCAACAUCAGUGCUGACCCUUACGAACGGGAGGACCUGGCCGGCCAGCGGCCUGAUGUGGUCCGUACCCUGCUGGCCCGCCUGGCCGACUAUAACCGCACAGCCAUCCCCGUGCGCUACCCAGCUGAGAACCCCCGGGCCCAUCCUGACUUUAAUGGGGGUGCUUGGGGACCCUGGGCCAGCGAUGAAGAAGAAGAAGAAGAGGAAGAAGGGGAAGGCAGGGCUCGAAGCUUCUCCCGGGGUCGCCGCAAGAAAAAAUGCAAGAUCUGCAAGCUUCGAUCCUUUUUCCGUAAACUCAACACCAGGCUGAUGUCCCAUCGGAUCUGAUGGGGGGCAGAGCGGGGAUCUCUGUUCCCCACGUGUUUUUCCCCACUCAGGC
Messenger RNA from Propithecus coquereli (Coquerel's sifaka), 2355 nucleotides. It is a transcript of the gene ARSI, whose product is annotated as arylsulfatase family, member I. The transcript is spliced from 3 exons. Lineage: Eukaryota; Metazoa; Chordata; Mammalia; Primates; Indriidae. The record is from RefSeq and is a predicted model, not a curated record. The coding region runs from base 585 to 2303 and encodes 572 amino acids.